This is a messenger RNA of Saccharomycodes ludwigii, 1689 nucleotides long. RefSeq names its product aldehyde dehydrogenase (NADP(+)) ALD6 (gene ALD6). The coding region runs from base 1 to 1689 and encodes 562 amino acids. The transcript has a single exon. Lineage: Eukaryota; Fungi; Ascomycota; Saccharomycetes; Saccharomycodales; Saccharomycodaceae. The record is from RefSeq and is a predicted model, not a curated record. Gene Ontology annotation, molecular function: aldehyde dehydrogenase (NAD+) activity.
AUGAUUUUACCGAAAAAUGCAAGGAAUUUGGUUAGAACUUCGACAUCACUAAAAAGUUCUACCUUUUUUAUUACAGCAAAAUUUUCUUUUAUUAAUAAUAAAAGACUAUUAUCAACAACAGGGAAUCUUAAAAACAAUUUACAUUAUUCAAAACAAAAAUAUCCAGCUAAUCCAGACAGCACAAAGAAUUAUAUAAUUGAAAAAGCUGACGAAGCUAUUAUUACUUUACCGAAUGGUGUCACUUAUAACCAACCAACUGGUUUAUUUAUUAACGGCGAGUUCAUUAAAUCUCAAGAUUCUUCUAAAAUAAAAGUUGAAAACCCUUCUACUGAAGAACAAAUAUGUGAAGUUUUCAGCGGUACAGAAGCCGAUGUUGAGUACGCCGUAAACUCUGCUGAGAAAGCUUUCAAUCCGUCUUGGACUCAUUGUGAUCCAAAAGUUAGAGGUAAGUAUUUGUACAAGAUUGCUGAAAUUAUGGAAAAAAAAAAAGAUUUAAUUGCUGCUAUUGAAUCCACAGAUAAUGGUAAAACUUUGGAACUAUCCGCAGGCGAUGUUUCUGUAGCUAUUGACUAUGUGAGAUCUGCUGCUGGCCAAUGUGAUAAUUGUUUGGGUGGCAGAACUAUCGAGAGUGGUGAUGGCUAUGUCAACUACACUGUUAGAGAACCAAUAGGUAUCUGUGGCCAAAUUAUACCAUGGAAUUUCCCCUUGCUAAUGUUAUCCUGGAAGGUUGCUCCCGCUCUAGCCACCGGUAAUGUUGUUGUUUUAAAGCCUGCUAGUUUAACUCCAUUGAAUGCGUUGUUUUUUGCCAAAAUUGUACAAGAGGCCGGUCUUCCCAAAGGAGUGGUUAAUAUUAUUCCGGGCCCCGGAAGAUCUGUUGGUGAUGCCAUUAUUAAUCAUCCAAAGGUUAGAAAAGUUGCAUUCACUGGUUCCACUACUAUUGGGAAAGAUGUUGCACUAAAGGCUGCUUCAUCUAAUCUAAAGAAAGUUACUUUAGAAUUGGGUGGCAAGAGUGCUCAUGUGGUAUUCAACGAUGCGAAAAUGCCAACUACUUUAGAUAAUUUAGUUAAUGGAAUUUUCAAAAAUGCUGGUCAAAUUUGCUCAUCUGGUUCUAGAAUUUAUGUCCAAAGCGGUAUAUAUGACCAUUUACUUGCCAGUUUAAAGAAACAUUUGGAAGAAAACAUUAAAGUUGGUUCUCCAUUCGACCCAGAAAAUUAUCAAGGUGCUAUCAUCGGUAAAUCCCAAUUUGAUAAUAUCAUGAACUACAUCGCUAUAGGUAAGAAGGAAGGUGCUAAGCUUUUAACUGGUGGUGAAAGAGUUGGCACUAAAGGUUACUUUAUUAGACCAACUAUUUUUUAUGAUGUUAAAGAAGACAUGAGAAUCGUGAAAGAAGAAAUAUUUGGUCCUAUCGUAACUAUUUCUAAAUUUGAUACUCUUGAACAGGUGAUUACUAUGGCAAACGACAGUGAAUUUGGUUUAGGUGCUGGUAUAGAGACCCAAAAUAUUAAUACUGCUUUAUAUGUCUCUAAAUAUUUACAUGCCGGUACAUGUUGGAUUAACGAUUAUAAUUCUUUUCACCACGGUGUACCAUUUGGAGGUUUUAAACAAAGUGGCUAUGGAAGAGAGAUGGGUGUGGAGGCAUUGGCAAAUUAUUCUGAUACAAAAGCAAUUAGAAUUAAAUUGGAUAUUUAA